Molecule: messenger RNA, 2378 nt
Organism: Austrofundulus limnaeus
Lineage: Eukaryota; Metazoa; Chordata; Actinopteri; Cyprinodontiformes; Rivulidae
Product: MOB kinase activator 2
Exons: 5
Coding region: 427-1143 (238 amino acids)
Source: RefSeq, a predicted model, not a curated record
GUGUGUGUGUGUGUGUGUGUGUGUGUUGUGGGUGGAGAGGGAGGCGGAGUUGUGUGUUGUACUUUUAUGGGUUGUGGAGAAACCUGCCUGUCUGCUUCCAGAGGAGAGAGGAGGAGCCUGCUGGGUGUGGGACUCCAGACAAAGGAGACAUAAACACACUGACACUGGAUGACUGGAGGAAAAAGAAAACAGAAUGAGACGACUGUGAAGCUUGUUUUAUUUUUUUAUUUUGGUUGUAGUGGAGGUUUUAAUCCUCAUCUGGAGCUGCUCCAUCUGUCAUUUUGGGGAAACAUUGUGAAAAAGGAUCUGUGUGUGUAAAAGUGUGGCAGCUGAGCUGAGGUUGACAUAUGUUCCCCCACGGUGUGCCGGAGUGGGAUGGAAAAGUGGGUCCGGCACAACAAACUGCUCAGCUCUUAGCUCCACGCCAUGGGAGGCUGCCAUAGCUACCCAUCAGCUACGAAGGUCGACAGCAAGACUCCUCAGCCUUCUGACGUUCGCAACGAGAAACUGGGAAUCAAUAACAACAAGCAGGAAGAGCUGCCGUAUCUGCAGCAGCAAAAUGUGUGCCAGAUGAUCACCAACACAGACAUGUUUCUCCUCACCAAACUGCCGCCUGGCGUCGACAAGGCAGAGUGGCUCGCCAGCAACACCGUGGCCUUUUUCAAGCACAUAAACUUGUUCUCCAGCGCGCUGUCCGAGUUCUGCACCCCCAGCAGCUGCCCAACCGCCUGUGGACCGGGCAACACGGUUUACGUCUGGAUCGACGACCACGGUAGGAAGCUGAAGUGCUCCGCUCCGCUUUACGUCGACUACGCCAUGUCCUACAUUCAUGACCUGCUGACUGACGAAGACGUGUUCCCCACAAAAGCAGGUGCAGCGUUCCCAACAGGCUUCGUCUUCGUGGUCCAGAAGGUCUUCUUGCUCUUGUUCAGGACUCUGGCCCACAUUUACUGGUCUCACUACAGUGAGACGCUGGCGCUUGGCCUGCACCCGCACCUCAACACACUUUUCACGCACUUCACGCUCUUCUGCCAGCAGCACGCACUUCUGGAUCCUGAGGACACCGCGCCUCUGCAGAACCUCAUCGCUGCUCUGGAGCGGCAGGAAAUAAUUCUACGCGCAAACACGGAUUUUAUAAUCUGAGGAUCCUCAUCUCGCUCCUAUUUAUUCGUUGCAGCUUGCUUUUUCACCGCUCCAGGUGAAACUUAAUUCCACAAUCUUGCAUUUAUGCAUUAUUUGUUUUAAAUAUCAUUUUUUUAAAAUCCUAAACCAAAUAUUCUGUUUGUUUUUUAACAUAAUUGUGCAUUUUUCUUUUGCUCAGUCCAUGUCUUCCUUUAUUUGUGAUAAUAAAAAUGUUUCCUUUGGAGAUUUCUUGGCUAAACAGCCGGUGCCAUUCUGUUAUUCUGAAUAAAUGCAAAUACUGUAAAAAGAUAUAUUGAACAAAAAAUGUUUAUCUUGUAAACAAAGAAACACUUGUGACAUAUGACUUUUGUUUGAUUCGAGCAGAAAUUCCUUGGUUUGACAGUGGCACCACCUGGUGGUAAUGUUAAUGCUUUUUUUAUUCUUGUUUUAUUUGCAUUGAAACAAUAGCAAAAAAACUGUUUUUGUGUGUAUUUAAUUGCUUUAGUUAAAAUUGCUGCAAUAUAAUUUCAGGGCUAUCAAUCAAAAUGGAAUAUGACGAGUUUAAAUCAGAGUUUAAGUUUCCAAUAAUGCAGUGGUGUCCCGUCCGGGUCCUCGAGGGCCACUAUCCUGGAUUUUUUUUACAAUGUUUUCUUGCUUUGACACUCCUGAUUUGAAUUAAUGAGGGAUUAACAUGCUUCUGCAGAACUUUAAGACCUGCUGAAAGCAGGGAAAUGACUAAAAAUGUGCAGGAUCCUGGUCCUGAAGUACCAGUGUUGACUGCACGGUACGUGAUGAGCACCACGCCAAAAUAAGCUCAAUAACUGUAAAUUUCACUGUGUCGUAGGCAUUUUGUGAUUGUCCAUCUUGAAUUGGGUUAGCUGUAAAUUGAUUUUUAUUUCAAUAAAGUUCUGUCCAUUGGUUCAUGAGAUGUUUCACUAAAAGACAUAACUGGCAGUCUGUCCUCUGCGUAAGUGUUGGGGACAACACUCUGCUACUACCAGAUCCAAAUUUUAUUUCAAUACCUGUAAAAUUUGCUAAAUUGUAAUUAUUCUGAUACUAUUUUUGAGUCACAAGUCCCUGUUCGGCAGGUCUCACACAAACUGACGAGGACGGUUUUUUAAAGUUCUCACCACUUUGGGUGAAUAAUCUGUUUCUAUUGUUUCUUAAAGUGCCUGUGACAUAAAAUCUUUGUAAUAAACAUGAAUGCCUUUUUAGAAUGGUAACAAUCGUGAAUUGCAAUAAAUAAAUAAAUCAAA